Helianthus annuus (common sunflower) is the source of this 1843-nucleotide messenger RNA. RefSeq lists its product as uncharacterized. The record is from RefSeq and is a predicted model, not a curated record. The coding region runs from base 137 to 1645 and encodes 502 amino acids. The transcript has 9 exons. NCBI's taxonomy places the organism in Eukaryota, Viridiplantae, Streptophyta, Magnoliopsida, Asterales, Asteraceae.
GAAACGACGGCGUAAAGUUGAAGUCAUGCUUAAGAUCCGAAGUGGCUUUCGUUUAAGUUGAGUGAGAGAGACCCAACCCAACAAACACGCGAUUGAAAACCAUCACUUUUGCAGAUCCCCAAAUCACCUUCUAAAAAUGGAACCAAACUCCACCGUAAACAACGACGAGAUACAGCCACUCAAAGAUAAACCUUCGGCAGAGCAGCCAAAACAAGACACCAACGCCACCGCGGCCGCUGCCGGUGGCGGUGGAGGAUGGGGCUGGGGUUUCUCUCCGUUAUCUGUUCUUUCAGAUCUUCAGAAAGCUGCUGAAGAGAUCUCUCGCAAUGCCGCUGAGGUUGCUAAGACGGCUGCAAAUAGCAUCUCUGACUUGCAAAAGGAUUUUGAAGAUUCUGAAUCUUCUAAGGAGAGUCAUCCAGAAGCUUCUGAUAAAGAUCAAGAAAGUGAAGAUGAAGAUGAUAAGAAGCGGAAGGCUGCUCUCGAAAGACUCGAGAAAGCUAGCGAGGACACAUUUCUUGGCCAGGGUAUAAAGGCUAUUGACACUUCUGUGGAGAGUUUUGCUACUGGAGCUUGGCAAGCAUUGGGUAAUGCAUGGAAAGGGGGUUCCAGUUUUGUUCAGAAGCUAGAAGAUUCUAUACAGCAAGGUGGUUUACCUGCAGCGGGUUCUGUUCUAGAGACCGGAAGAGCUAUUACUGCUAAGGGCAUCGAAGUGCUUGAGUAUGUUGGAAAAGAAACUGUGGAUCUAUUAAUCACAGAAUCAGGCAUGGAAGUUGACAAAAAUGCUGGAGAAGGUGGAAACGGAACUGAAGUGGAUCAGUUGAUGGAGGAGGUCACUUUUGACAGAUGCUUUUAUAUCUAUGGAGGUCCAGAGCAGCUGGAGGAACUUGAAGCAUUAUCAAACCAUUAUGCACUGCUAUUUAAUCGAAGAAAAGCCAAACUGUCAACGGAAGAUAAAGCUGCAUACGAUGUAAAACUUAAAGAGGUUCAGCAAAUGCUGAUUUUAGACAACAAAGUAGAAGCAGAAAAGGGAAAGAAUGUACCUGAUAGCACUCAUGAUGAGAUCAAGAGUUUUCACAGUUCAAGCGUGAGCAAGGCUGCAGAAAUGGCUGCAGGCUUUGCAAAUGCCUUAGCAGGACUGUCCCCAAGUGACAUUGUUCAAAGAACUGGAGGCAGACUAGAUUCUCUUCACUCCGAGGGCAUUCAUAGACUUUCGGAAAUGUGCUGCAUCGCAGUCUCCCAACUUCUGAAUCUUGGGAAAUCAGUUAUACACAAUGCAAACAAAGCCCAAGAUGCUGCUGCUGCUGCUGCUGAUGAUGAGGAUAUUUUAAAUAUCGAUUGGCCCGAGGAUUCUAUUGAAAAAGCUAAAACAAUGAGAAUGAAAACACAAUCAAUGACUGGAUAUCUCGAGGCAGUUGCCAUCAGUUUUGUGACUGGCAUAUCAGAUGUAGCAGAAGCUUAUGCAGCAGCAAUCAAAUCUGCUACUGCCGAUUCUCCUGAAGUUGUACCUGAGAAGUCAAUUCAAGAUAAAGUCAACUCAUUUUCGGAGGAUCUACAUGUUAAUCGGACGACUGCUGUGGGUAAAAUUCAGGAUGGCUUACAUUUCUUGGCGUAUGUCAUUCUAACUACUUCAAUGCCAGCUGUUUAGGUAAUAAAAAAUUCUUGUGCUGUAUAUAGUUGUUGCUUUUAGCGUGGGAUUGCAAGUCUGAUUUUAUGAUCUACACAUGCCAGUUGUCCUUUAAAAGACGAUACCUUUUUAAAUCGUACUUCUCAUUUGAUUUGUAAGUUGUAUACAAUUUCAAAUCGUUGAACCAAUAGUUGCUAGUUGCUCGCAGUUUUUUGUUUA